This is a messenger RNA of Archocentrus centrarchus (flier cichlid), 4364 nucleotides long. RefSeq names its product solute carrier family 5 member 3b (gene slc5a3b). The coding region runs from base 475 to 2610 and encodes 711 amino acids. The transcript has 2 exons. Gene Ontology annotation, biological process: myo-inositol transport; inositol metabolic process; transmembrane transport. NCBI's taxonomy places the organism in Eukaryota, Metazoa, Chordata, Actinopteri, Cichliformes, Cichlidae. Gene Ontology annotation, cellular component: plasma membrane. Gene Ontology annotation, molecular function: D-glucose:sodium symporter activity. The record is from RefSeq and is a predicted model, not a curated record.
AUUGUACGACGGGCAUCGGAGCUCACUGAGAAACUCAGAGGAGACAACCGGCCGUCGAUAUCAAGUCAACAACCUCGCGAGGAGAUCUAGAAGCUGCGAGUCUUCAGGACGGAGCCGCUUCUCCUCUUUUCACAUCUCCCCUAUGGGGCGCGCAGAGAGACGCUUUUACAUGUCUUUUCUUUUGGCGCGUCUUCGAACUCUAGCAACGAAGGAAUUUUUACUCUUUCUAGACCAGAGGCAUGCAGCAUCCUCCGCUUAAAAACUAGAACGACCUCUGUGCCGGUGGAUAACCUCGUUCAAGUAGUGAAUUUGACCAGACGGUGGAUCUUAACAUCUUCCAUCCAGACGGCAAACCAAAGCACAACAUUCCCAUUCCUCCGUUUUAUUUAUUUUUUUUAACCAAGUGCAAGAUAACUAUAUUUAUAUAUUUCCAUUUUAUUUUGGAAGGGUUCCUGUAAGAGAUCUCUUAAAAAAAUGGCUGGUGGAAUGGAAGCAGCCGACAUAUCGGUGGUGGCACUGUAUUUCAUCCUGGUGCUAGCCAUCGGGUUUCUUGCUAUGUGGAAAGCCAAUCGCAGCACUGUGAGUGGCUACUUCCUGGCUGGACGCUCAAUGACAUGGAUAGUUAUAGGUGCCUCGCUGUUUGUUAGCAACAUUGGCAGUGAACAUUUCAUUGGCCUGGCCGGGUCAGGAGCCGCAAGUGGCUUUGCUGUGGGAGCGUGGGAAUUUAAUGCACUUCUUCUUCUGCAGCUGCUGGGCUGGGUGUUUAUCCCUGUGUAUAUCCACUCGGGAGUCUAUACCAUGCCAGAGUACUUGUCAAAACGCUACGGUGGUGACCGACUAAAGAUUUACUUUGCUUUCUUGUCUGUGCUACUUUACAUUUUUACCAAACUGUCUGUGGACUUGUAUGCUGGAGCUCUUUUUAUUCAGGAGUCCCUGGGGUGGAAUCUCUAUUUGUCAAUUGUUCUGCUCAUCAGUAUGACUGCUCUACUCACUGUCACUGGUGGAUUGGUGGCAGUGCUGUACACAGACGCCCUUCAGGCAGUGUUGAUGAUUAGUGGAGCCCUAACCUUAACAAUCAUGAGUCUCAUCAAAGUUGGUGGGCUAGAGGGUGUCAGAACUAAGUACAUGCAGGCAGUUCCUAAUGUUACUGCUAUAUUAGCCACUGGAAACUACACGUACUCACCUUCGUGUCGCAUUGAGCCUAAACCAGACUCACUGCGCAUCCUUCGAGGUCCCCUGGAUGAAGACAUUCCUUGGCCAGGCUUCAUUUUUGGUCAGACUCCUGCAUCUAUUUGGUACUGGUGUGCAGACCAGGUUAUUGUUCAGAGAGUACUAGCAGCAAAGAACAUUGCUCAUGCAAAGGGCUCAACACUCAUGGCUGGAUUUCUCAAAAUCCUGCCCAUGUUUGUAAUAGUCAUUCCAGGAAUGAUUUCCCGCAUCAUGUUUGCAGAUGAGAUUGCCUGCAUCGGACCAGAGCACUGCAUGGCUGUGUGUGGUUCUCAAGCCGGCUGCUCGAACAUUGCCUACCCACGUCUGGUUAUGGCAGUGAUGCCUGUGGGACUCAGGGGUCUUAUGAUGGCAGUCAUGAUAGCUGCCCUGAUGAGUGACCUCGACUCGAUCUUCAACAGUGCAAGCACCAUCUUUACCUUGGACAUCUACCAAACUAUUCGGAGGAAAGCAUCCCAACGCGAGCUACUGAUUGUGGGUCGCAUGUUUGUUGUGGUCAUGGUGGUCAUCAGCAUUGCCUGGGUCCCUGUCAUUAUUGAGAUGCAAGGUGGACAGACAUACCUCUACAUCCAGGAAGUUGCUGGCUACCUCACUCCACCAAUCGCUGCCCUUUUCCUUCUAGGUGUAUUCUGGAAGCGAUGUAAUGAGAAGGGUGCAUUUUGGGGAGGCAUGACAGGUUUUACUCUAGGUACCACACGACUGAUCCUGGCAUUUAUAUACCGCCAGCCUCGCUGUGACCAGCCUGAUAAUAGGCCCGCCUUCAUUGUUCAUAUUCACUACAUGUAUUUUGCAGCUGGGCUCUUCUGGAUUUCGGGGUUGGUGGCGGUCGUGGUCAGUUUCUGUACUUCUCCACCAGAUAAGGAGCAGGUUCGCACCACCACAGUUUGGGGACUCUGUGACAUUGAAAUGACUCCCGCCAAAGACAGAGAGGAAACAUACCGACUGACCGAGAAGAACCACUGUAAUGGUGACACAAGCCUCCGAAAAGACAUUCCUCCGGACGUAAAAAGAGAGAGGUGUGUGGAUGGGAUGGAUAUCAAACUUUUGAUCCCUUCUACGGACCGUGACCCAGCAACCCCAAGUACAGAAACAUCCCCCGCCACCACCCCUGGAGCCCAGAUGGGUGUUGGAAAGAUGGAGAUGAUCAGAGCAGAGGAAGGCAGCCACACUAAUGGGGAGACCAGCAGGUGCAUGCGUUUGCUGGACUUGGUUUGUGGCUUUAAGGAUGGAGCGCAGAGUGCGCAGCAAAAACUAGGGAAGGAGGAUGCAAGAGCCAUUGCGGAGAUGCUGUACGAGCCUCCUCGAGUUAAAAUUCUCCUCAACUUGGGCUUGCUAUCCGUCUGCUCUGUGGGCAUCUUGAUGUUUGUUUAUUUUUCACUGUAGUUAAACCCUGCACUGAAGUAACAGAGACUGGAGUGGGGAAGGUGUAUCGGUGGUGGUGUUUUGGGGCUUUUAGAAAGGGUCGAAUUUUCAGAGAUUUAUGAAGCUCUGUCUGUAAUAUUUACAGUUGUAUUUUGUAGCUCUCUAACAGGGAUCUAAGCUUAGUGUAAUCAUUUUUUUUUAAAUGAUUAAAGCUUCUCCACAUAAAAAGAAAACUGGCACUAAUGUGUCCAUUUUGUACAGCACUUAUUGUUAAUCCUGCAUUCAAAAUAUCUACUGACAUUUUUUAGAAUUGUUGUACUCUAAGUGAAUUCAAUAUUUGCCUUAUUUGACAUAUGCACUUGUCUGUCUUUUUUUCGUAUUGUGAAAAAUAAAUGUAUUCUGUGAUUUAAGCUCUCAUUUUACUCUUGUUCACAGUGACUGUAGGCUUAGUUGCUGGUGUAGCAUACAUAUGUCGAAUACUACAGAAUAUCUUGUUUAUUUUAUUUUACACUUUUACUAUGCUUGGUUGAGGGGCCAUUAUGAACUUUGAAAAACAGUUAAUGCUACGAAGCAUUGCUUCACUGCUGGUAUUGCAUAUUACAAUUAUAUUUAUUGUGAUUAUUAUCGGUUUGAUUUAGCCUACUGAAUGUGUUGCAUCUAAAUUUAUUGAAGCUUACAGUUAAUAUUUGAUGUUUAAUAUGUACAUCUUUUGCAGUACAGAGGAAAAAGAGCGACAGAGAGGUAAAAGAAGCACAAGAUUAGAAAUGUAUUAUAUUUUCCCCUCAAGAUGGAUGAAAAACAUAAUGUAAAUGGUACAUUUGGAUUGGCUGUUUACUGUGUUGUCACUGAUGACCAAAUUCCAGGCUUUACUGGAGCUGUCCUAUUUUUAUUAUAUUGCAUUUUCUAGUACUGUGUUUUGAUUGUUUGUUUUAAAUCUGUGGCUAUAUUGUGUUAAGGUUCAAAAACAACUUAUUCUUUUUUUAAUGCACUAAUAUUGUAUCAUAAAAAGCUACAAGUACCAAUCCUCACGGGUUUAUCAGUUUAUAGUUUAUGUGAAUUUCAUUUUAUGUUUGACAUUGAAAUGUCUGUCUAUUGCAUUAUGUCAACAUGUACUUCAGGGCUCAUUGCAACACCCACAACAUACAUUUCUUCUAAAGCAGGCUAUCUGUUGUGUAUCUACUGUGUGUCAAUGUAUUUCUAGUGCACUGCAGUGCUGAAAUCUCAUUAAUCUUGUUUGAAGUGCAUCUUUUAUGAGCCUCCUACCAAAUGUGUCUUAGUGUGCAAUGUUGAAGUGACAAAACAUCAAAGAACACAGAUGUUAAGAAACUGUGUAGUGAAUGCCACAUUUUAGUUGUGUUCACAAUGAAUUUUUCUGUUUUAGUUAGCAUUGGCAGGUAAUCAUAAACAGAAAUGACAUUUCAGACGUUUGCUGACAUGGCAACACUUCACUGGGUGAGUGUACUUGUGACAUUAUCAAGAGUAUUUCAGCCAGGGUGCUCGAAAAUUGUUGGCAUUCUGGUGGUAAUUUUUAUUCUUGCUCAUCCCCAGAAUAAAAAUAAAUAAAUAUAAAGUACUGUGUUUAUAUGAUUUUGACACCAAUGUUGAAUGACCUCAGUCCAAAACGGCUUGAAAGAUGCAUAACAUGGAGGAUUGUUAAGAGAUGGUUGCUGUAUGAUUAUGUGAAAGAGCUUUAAAAACCCUUUCUUUCUUUCUGAGAGAUUAUACAUUGUUAUUUUUAUGGAUUUUAUUUUUAGAGAUUGAAAAUAAAGUUUCCC